AUUCCACGCGGCGUCCAUGGCUGAUUGAUUGGAUAAUAACAACAUCACACCACAGUUUUGUGAGCCUGGCACCCGCAAUCAUUGAUGGAGUUGAGGAUCUGUGAAUCGCUGCUUUCGCCGUAACCAGCAUCGUCAGGAGAUUCAAACUCCAAGUUCUUCUCCAGGAUUUGCCCUCGUUUUAGAUUGGCUAUAAUUAUUUUAGCAACGAUUUUGAAGAAUUUCGCGUGAUUUCGUCUUCCUGUUCGUCAACAAUGGCUGGUUGUACAGCUGCGACGAGCAACUUCAAUCUCGCCCACAACCUGCUCGAUGAAAUUCGUAGCCAUAAAAACUGGAAGAAGAUGGGGAAGAAGAAGAAUGGGAUGUAUGGCUUUGGGUUCAGGCCAUGCCUGCUGACGUCGUUGCUCGUUAUGGACUCAAGAAGAAACCUUGCGAGCAGCCCGAGAGAUGUUCGAGCAAAUGCUUCAGAGUUUGAUGUCGAGGUGGAUGAUAAUUUUUCGGAAGUGGAUGAUGAUCUAGCAUUAGAGUUGGGGCCUGGACUCCCAGCUAGCCUCAAUUGGCUGUGGUCGCUCUCGAGCUCGAUCGAUGAUCCAUCACCUAGAGGCUGUAGGAGUAUGGGAUUUGGAGUGAUAUUUGAACUGAAUGGAGUUCUUGUGGAGGGCGAUGAUCCUGAAUUGGAACGAUGCGCUUGGUGUUUGAUGUGCAAGGAAAAAGGCAAACAAUUUCUGUCAGAUAAUGAAUUAAGGUCGAUGGAGGGAAUGUUGAGUGAAGAGGCCAUCUCAGAGGUCCUCGGCUGGUCUGAAGAUCCAUUGGAGCUUCAACGCUUAGCUGCACGGAAGGAAGAAAUAUACUGUUGUUUGCGUGGUUGUGAUUAUCAGUUACGACAAGGCACAAUGGUGUUCUUGAGCAGACUUUUGGAUUACGGGAUACCUAUGGCAGUGGUAUCUGCACGCCCUAGAAAUGGCCUUGAACAAGCCAUUAAAACUGUUGGGUUGGAAGGAUUCUUUACUUGUGUGGUGGCGGCAGAGGAUUUAGAUAGGGGGAAGCCAGAUCCUGAGAUGUUCAAACGUGCAGCAGAUCUACUUGAGCUUGCCCCGGAACAGUGCAUUGUAAUUGGCAACUCAGAUUUGUCGGUGGCAGCUGCCACCAGUGCUGGGAUGAGUUCUGUGGUGGUGGCAAGCAAUAAACCUGUCUAUGAGUUCCGAGCUGCCUUGCGGGUGGUAAGGUGGCUUAAUGAGCUCUCUGUUGCAGACUUGGAGAGAAGUACUAAUCCAAUUCAGCGAAGAGCCAGGGAAACACAUAUGGAGAUGGAUUAGUUAAGCAACCUUCAAGUACAUCUUUCAUUGACAUGAAUUAUAUAAUUAACAUAUCCAUGUAAGAACCUUGUUGAGCUUAUUGUGUAUGGGCUCAACAAGUGAUUGUUGAGCAGUGGAUUUGAUUGGUAACCAGUGAUUGUUGUCACAAGUUGAAGAUCGCAACACGGAGAGGCUGCAAGAAGUAACUGAAAUUUAGCUGAUGUUCAGUAGGGCUUCUGAACAUGUUGAUUUUGGAGGUAGCAAAGUCAUCAUCCCUGGAUAAGACCCAGUGGAGCUCAGUAGUUUGUGUUGUCCAUGUUACAUGCUUUCUUUUAGUUCACUAAAGGUUCUCUUCUUUUGUGAUCUCUUUGUCGGAAUAUCCCAAAUGCUUAAACUUCUGUGA
Zingiber officinale is the source of this 1695-nucleotide messenger RNA. RefSeq names its product 5-amino-6-(5-phospho-D-ribitylamino)uracil phosphatase, chloroplastic-like. The record is from RefSeq and is a predicted model, not a curated record. The transcript is spliced from 2 exons. The coding region runs from base 252 to 1313 and encodes 353 amino acids. NCBI's taxonomy places the organism in Eukaryota, Viridiplantae, Streptophyta, Magnoliopsida, Zingiberales, Zingiberaceae.